Symbiodinium necroappetens is the source of this 1842-nucleotide messenger RNA. The record is from the annotation of a GenBank genome assembly. Lineage: Eukaryota; Dinophyceae; Suessiales; Symbiodiniaceae.
AUGGACUUCGAAAUUGUGUUGACCGGCAUUCGGAAUGUCUGGGACAAGUUGCAGGCUUUCGGCGCAACGUGUGGAGCAACAACGAAGACUUCUCGUCGAGAGGAGGUUGGUCUGACGCAUGUGUUCGUUCUACACCCACUGGAUUCCGAGCAUCCAGAGGCGACACGAUCCACGCAGAGGGGUGCACGGUUGCUGCAUGAAGGCCGUGCAGAUGAGUCGAUUCGAGAGCUGCAUGAUGCGAGGGAGCUGGCUCCUCGCAGCCAUGUUGCUUGCUGUAAUCUCGGUUGUGCCUACCAGACAAAGAACGAUGACAGGGCGGCACUCUAUUGGUACCGUGAGGCUCAUAGACUUGAUCCUCACGACGAGACAGCCACCUUCGCAUUGGCUUUGCUAGAGCAGCGGCGCGGCCAGGCCGAAGAGGCACGCCGUCUGCUGAUGGCCUUCUUGCAAGAGGUCGACUCUUCGCAUGUGGGCGCCUUGCGCCAGCUGGGCCGUUUGCAUCAGCGUGAGUGCCACUGGUCGCAGGCCGCAGGUUGUUUCCAUCGCCUCAUAGCCGUGGACCCGACGAACGACGAGUGGCCCGCACAGCUCCAGGUUUGCUUGGACCAGGUGGAGAUCAAGGACGGCAAUGGCCAGGCAUUCCAGGGCAGGGCAUUUUCUUUCGACGAGGCCGUGCCGUCACGCUGCCGGAGUGCCCGACGUGGAGGAAAUGAUCCGCUUUCUGCAACUUCCACAACUUGCAGCUCAUGGACAGGCCCUGCCGUGCCGGGUGCUGCGAAGUUGCGUUGGAACGAGCCGGGUUUGGGUAGCGACGCUGGCGCUGGGCCUGGUUUCUUCCACCCCAUCCAGGAGAGCCAGAGCCAAAGCAGCCAAUCCAGGCCCCUGGAUGCGAAGGACGCUGCGCCUCACAUGAAGCCAGUGGAAUACGAGGACUACCAGGAGAACAGCAGAUUCAACGAGGCUGACAAGAGGCUCCAGCCUCGUGCAGCCCAGCGGGAGGAUCGUAACGGCCCGCUCACCAUUGGCUGGAGCGAACUCAUCCAGCCCGAGCACUUGAUCCUGGGACCACAGUUAGGUGCUGGUGGGUCGGCGCAGGUCUUCCAAGGUCGCUGGAAGGGACAAGAGGUUGCCGUCAAGCGAAUUUCGGGUGUGGCACACUUGGAGGCCAUGAAAAAGGAGAUUGACGCACUUCGAAGACUUAGACACCCUCGGCUGGUUCGCUUCAUCGGUGCCUGUUUGCAGCCACCCCUGUUGCUUGUAGUCACAGAGUAUAUGUCCGGCGGCUCGCUGCAUGACUGCUUAUUUGGGCCUCGGAAGACGGUGCCGCUUUCUCCGCGGCAGCGAUGGACAAUUGCAUGUCAGACGGCGGAGGGCCUGUCGUUCCUGCACUCGCAGCGGGUGGUACACAGGGACUUGAAAUCAAUGAACAUCCUGUUGGACUCGAGUCAGAAUGCCAAGAUUUGCGAUUUUGGUUUGGCUCACCAGAUGUGCAUGGAGUCAACCCACAUCGCCCGCAAGCUCGAUGGAGAAGGUGGCUCUCCACGCUACAUGGCACCGGAAUGCUACGACGCGAAAAUCGGCAAGUUGACUGAGAAAGUCGACAUUUGGGCUGCUGGUUGCAUCUUGAUUGAGCUUUUCGCAGGAACCCUGCCCUAUGCAGACUGCCAAACGAUGCCGCAGCUAACUGCAAGGAUCCUUGUUGAGAAGCGACCGCCAGAUGUGGCAGUUGGCACUCCUCCGCAGAUGGUGUCUCUGAUUGGGCGCUGUGUAAUGUUUGAUCCUCGUUGGCGGCUGGGUGCACCAGAGUUGCUCAGAGAGUUGACAAUGCUGCGUGGUGGCUGA